AACUGACGAUCCUUACCCCCGAACCUCCGUUCCAGCCAUCAAUGGGGUUUGUUUAGUGAACGUUGGGGGCGUGGAUAGCCUCCUUCGAACUAUUUCUACAUCCGUCACCGGACCUCACUCCUCUGCCUUCCCGAUCCUCGUUUCUCGGUCAUAGCCAUGGCGAUCCGAAAGCUCCUCGCGCUCUCUCGCCGCCGACUCGUUCCCUCCGGCCAUCGAUCCACCUCCACCACCUCCGCUGCUAUUCUGGCAACUCCAGCCGCCGCCGCCCCCUCCCUGGCCAACCCCCCGGUGAUGCCCUAUGAUCGGAUUGCCCAGGAAGUACGAUCCAAGAUCAAGAAGCUAGAUGAUCCCGACCCUCGAUUCCUCCGAUAUGCCUCCCCUCAUCCCGACCUCGCAGACCACACUCCCAUCCUCGCCGCCCCCGAGACCCGUGUGACCACCCUUCCCAACGGCCUCCGCGUCGCCACUGAGUCCACUCUCGCCUCCCGCACCGCCACCGUCGGCGUGUGGAUCGACGCGGGAAGCCGAUUCGAGACGGACGAGACCAACGGGACAGCGCACUUCUUGGAACACAUGAUCUUCAAGGGUACGGAGUCGCGGACGGUUCGGCAGCUCGAAGAAGAGAUCGAGAACAUGGGAGGACAUCUGAAUGCUUACACAUCGAGAGAACAGACCACCUACUAUGCCAAGGUGUUGGAUAAAGAUGUGCCCAAGGCGUUAGAGAUCCUUGCUGACAUACUUCAGAAUUCGUCUUUUGAUGAGAAGCGCAUUGAAAGGGAGCGGGAUGUCAUUCUUAGAGAGAUGGAGGAGGUGGAGGGACAGACGGAAGAAGUUAUUUUUGACCAUUUACAUGCGACUGCAUUCCAGUACACUCCGCUUGGCAGAACUAUACUGGGACCAGCUCAAAACAUUAAUUCAAUUACUAAAGAGCACCUUAAAAAUUACAUAUCAACUCACUAUACCGCCCCUAGAAUGGUUAUCUCAGCUGCUGGUGCCAUUAAGCAUGAGGAUCUUGUUGAGCUAGUGAAAAAGAAGUUUCCAAAGCUGUCAAACAAUCCUAUUACAGCAUCUCAGUUGAUGGCAAGGGAACCAGCUAUUUUUACUGGUUCUGAGGUUAGAAUAAUAGAUGAUGAUAUUCUACUUGCACAAUUUGCUAUCGCAUUUAGUGGAGCAUCUUGGACAGAUCCAGAUUCCAUUGCUUUAAUGGUUAUGCAGUCUAUGCUGGGUUCUUGGAACAAGAAUUCAGGCUGGGGGAAGCACAUGGGUUCAGGGCUAGUCCAAAGAGUUGCUAUCAAUGAUAUUGCAGAAAGUGUAAUGGCCUUCAACACAAAUUAUAAGGAUUCUGGUCUUUUUGGUGUUUAUGCAGUAGCCAAGCCAGAUUGCUUGGAUGAUUUGGCCUAUGCAAUAAUGCAUGAGAUAAGCAAGUUGUGUUACAGAGUUUCAGAGACUGAUGUUAUUCGUGCUCGAAAUCAGCUUAAAGCUUCUCUACAACUUCACAUGGAUGGUACCAGCCCUAUUGCCGAGGAUAUUGGCCGACAGAUACUUACAUAUGGUCGUAGAAUUCCAGUUGCUGAACUUUUUGCUCGGAUAGAUGCAGUGGAUGCAAGCACUGUUAAGCGUGUUGCUAACCGCUUCAUAUUUGAUCAGGAUGUUGCACUUGCAGCCUUGGGACCUAUCCAGAGCCUUCCAGAUUACAACUGGUUCAGACGCCGAACCUAUAUGCUCCGCUACUAGUUCGAAUUCUGCUCUGCUUUUGGUUGUUUGUUAUCUAUCAGUUUCUUUGUUAGCUCACCUUCCUGAAAUGUUGUGGUAGUAGGUUAUGUGUACCCUUGCCAUCAAAAUGUCUUGGGUCUGAAACAUCAGUUUUUUCCCCUUUUCCCAAUAAAACUGUUAACUGCCCAAGAGUUGAGAAAUUCUGUUUUACUCGUAAGAAUUUUCCUUCCA
Messenger RNA from Zingiber officinale, 1944 nucleotides. Its product is annotated as probable mitochondrial-processing peptidase subunit beta, mitochondrial. Gene Ontology annotation, biological process: proteolysis. The coding region runs from base 157 to 1734 and encodes 525 amino acids. Lineage: Eukaryota; Viridiplantae; Streptophyta; Magnoliopsida; Zingiberales; Zingiberaceae. The record is from RefSeq and is a predicted model, not a curated record. The transcript is spliced from 9 exons. Gene Ontology annotation, molecular function: metal ion binding; metalloendopeptidase activity. Gene Ontology annotation, cellular component: mitochondrion.